UCGUUUUGUCGGUUGUUGUUUGAUCAAUUGCUGCUUGACUUUGUGGUCUGAUGUUUCGAUAACUGUCUAGCAUGCUGCGCGCAUCUUCAUUUGAUUAAUCUGAGUCCCUCCCUAUCCACAACUCGUACGCAAUGUCAACACCCAGACCGCGUGACCGCCGGUCACCGUUUGGAACCCCUGGGACAAGCACUCCUGUCGGCGACUCAACACUCACUGGGCGUUCGCGCAUCCCGAGAUACCCCCUCACCCCGAGCCGUCUCGGGGUGGCCACGCCCCGGUCAGCUUCACGAUUCACUCCACGCAGAGGCGCAUCAGGGGCGCCAUCGACGCCAUAUGGAGUUCGUGCGAUGCAGCGACGCGCGGCGAACACGCCGGGACGGGAUCGGAGGAAGAGCGGCCGGAUGCAAAGAGAGACUACGUUUGAUAUUCUGAAAAAUCUGGGGAAGACUCUCGCACCUACAUCGCAACCAAUUCGUUCAUCCCCGCAAGAAAAGCCCCCGCCCGAGCCAGAGCCAGAACCACCGAAAGACGAGAUCGAGGAAUUGGAUAAUGAGCCCGAGAUCGAACGACCCAGAUUGUCAUUACCGCUGGACGAUGUCGACGAAGAAGACGAGGGAAGUCCCGAAAUACCAGCCCCUAGGCUUUCAUUGGCGUUCGAGGAAGAAGACAUCACCGUGGAAUACCCGCGCAGAGCUACCAGUGACCGAGAUCGGGCAAGACUAUCAAUGAUGAGUUUCGGCGGUCCUCGUCUAAGUGAGAAUUUUGGCGAUUCUACUAGGUUGGAAAGCGGAUCGGAGGGCGGUGAUGACACGGGCUUACAUGACGUGGGUGGGCCAGAUGAGACGGUUAUCAGUCAAGGUGCAUUUGACCGAGGAGGAGAAACGGAAGACCUAGGCCGGUUUAACUUUGAUUUCAACUUCCCAUCGCCUCCGCCGCCAGGUGAAGAAGAUCAAGACGAGCCAUUGGACGACGACGAAGGUUUCGAAUUGCCCGCAAUGGACCUACAACCUGACACAGGCCCCAUGCCUGAAGACGAAAUGGAUAUUGGUGGUGGUUUUGAUGACGAUGACGACGACGCCGGCGGUGAAUUCGGAUUGGAACUCAAUUUACCACAUCAGGCUUCGCCGGAGAGCCCCGGUAUUGCAGGUGGAGGAUUGCGUGAUGAGGACCAUAUUGCACCAGAUCCGAAGCAGAAGCAGUACUCACGACACGGUAUCCCGGUUCCGAAGAUGCCAUCGGGAGUGGUGAAGAAACUGGCCACCCAGUUUGCACGUGGACGAGCUGGAUCGAAAGCAAAGAUCAACAAACAAACCAUGACGGCAAUCGAACAAGCGUCCUCUUGGUAUUUUGAACAGGUGGGCGAGGAUCUGGCAGCGUACUCCAAGCACGCUGGACGCAAGACUAUCGAUGAAAGCGAUGUUACAACAUUGAUGAGGAGACAACGCCAUAUUAACAAUUCCACCACCGUCUUUUCUCUUGCGCAAAAACAUUUGCCCAAGGAGCUUCUGCAAGACAUGAGACUGGCAAUGCCGCCAUGA
Molecule: messenger RNA, 1538 nt
Organism: Aspergillus glaucus CBS 516.65
Lineage: Eukaryota; Fungi; Ascomycota; Eurotiomycetes; Eurotiales; Aspergillaceae
Exons: 5
Coding region: 132-1538 (468 amino acids)
Biological process (GO): resolution of meiotic recombination intermediates; replication fork processing
Cellular component (GO): Fanconi anaemia nuclear complex; FANCM-MHF complex
Molecular function (GO): protein heterodimerization activity; chromatin binding
Source: RefSeq, a predicted model, not a curated record